AUGACCGUGCCUAUUUUUAGUAACCCUGCUAUUUCUAGCACCAGCACCAGUGCGUUCUCCAGUGCGGGCAGCAGGGCGAGAGCUGCUGCGAGUUCGGAUGCUGAGUCUGCGAGACUCGUGCGUCCACUGGGGGGAAGGAGGACAGAUGAACAGCUUCACCUUGCUCCCGCCUCUGCUACCGGCAAAUCUGCGACCCCGUCGGCUUCGGCUGCUUCGUCCUCUCUCGCGGCGGCUGCUGCGGCGGCCAUUGCGGAGUACAACGCGCUCGUGGAGCAGAGCGUCGCAGCAGCACCUGACAAAACACCUGAAGAAACGCCUGAGGAAACGCCUGAGGAAACACCUGGAGCUGCAAGGGUGGCCGUGCCUGCGUGCACGACGCACGACGGUGCAACAGGACCCAUUCGUCCGCAUGUGCCCCUACCCCAGAAGGUACUAACACGAACGGUGUCAGACCCUGGGGGUGGUACCCCUGCCAAGACACAGCAAGCAAUUGAAACCGCUGUAGCGGCAGGUGGUGAGGGUGAGGGAGGCACGCGUAAUGAGGAAGGUGGGCAGGGUGGGAGUAAUGGCGGUGGUGGUGGUAACAGUGGUGGUGGGGGUCGCGGUAGUGGUAAUGGUGGGGGGCUGCUGAAGUGGCUGUCGUGGGGUAAGGCGAAGUUAGGCGGAAAGGGAAACUCUAAGCGGCGCAAGGGGAAGGAGGAGCAGCAAGGCAGCAGCGAGGAAGCGAAGGGGCGGGCUGCGGAGGAGAUUAAAGGGCGGGAUCAUGGUAGUGAGGCGAGGGGCGGCGGCGGCGGCGGCGGCGGCGGCGGCGGCGGUGGUGGCGAUGCACGGGGAGGGGGGGUUGGAUGGGUAGGUUCUGGUAGUGGUGCUGUCGUCGUUGGUGGUGGUGGCGGUGGUGGUGGCGGUGGUGGUGGUACUGGUGAUGUUGGUGGUGCUGGUGAUGAUUCCUUCUCUGCCGCGAACUCUGCUUCAAGAGCUACUUUGGACACGUGGCUGCACGAGACCGAGGUGCAUGAGGAUGGGAAUGACGUGGAGGAUGCUGACGUGGAAGGAUUAGGUGAUGAUGAGGUGGAACAGAGGGUUGCUGAAUGGGGGGCUGUGCUGGUUGGGGAGGAGGAGGAGGAGGAGGUGGAGAAGGAGAAAAAGGAAGGGGAGGAGAAAGGGCAGGAAGAGAGGGAGGACGAUGAGAAAGAGGAGAAAGAUGAGGGAGAAGAAAUAGGGGAGGAGGAGGAGGAGGAGGAGGAGGAGGAGGAGGAGCAGGAGGAUAAGGAGGAGGAGGAGGAGCAGGAGGAUGAGGAGGAGGAGGAGGAUGAGGAGGAGGAGGAGGAGGAGGAGGAGGAGGAGGAUGAGGAGGAGGAGGAGGAGGAGGAGGAGGAUGAGGAGGAGGAGGAUGAGGAGGAGGAGGAGGAGGAUGGGCAUGAAACGGAGAUGGAGGAUACCACCACCAGGGGUGCAGUCCCGGAUAAAGCAGGUGAAAGGUGUUACUCUGCCGGCCAAGGUGAAGGGGGAGAUGGGGAGAAGGAAGGAGGAGAGAGCGCGAGAGAGAGGGAAGAGGAGGAGGUGGAGGGGAAGGGGGAGAGGAAAGCGGAUGGGAGAGGGGUAGAUGAGGGGGAGGAGGAGAGUGAGGGAGGGCAGAGAAGUGAUGUGGUGGGAAUGGGUUCAGAAGGGUUUCACUUUGACGUGACUUGCAAUCAGGCGGAGGAGGACGACGAGGGGAGCGUUGACGGUGUAACUGCCAGGACUGCUGGAAACGCCUUUGAAACCAAGGCUCUACCAACCAGAGGCUUGAUUGGAGAGGAGGAGGGCGAGAAGGGAGAGGAGGAGAAAGAGGAGGAGGAAGAGGAGGAGGAAGAGGAGGAGGAGUUGAGGGAGAGACAGCAGCAGGAGUGGCAGCGGCAGUGGCAGCUGCAGCAGCGGCGGAUAGGCUUAGUGGUGUCAGGCGGAGAGGAUACAGAAGGGGGUGAUAUUAACGGGGGGAGUGGCAACAGAGGGGGAGGCAGCAGAGGCAAAGGGCAGGGAGAUACUGCAAAGGGAACAAGACAAUCGGCACCCUCAUCCCCAGCACGAGACGACUCGUGUGUGUCGUUUGCGCAGUGGGUGCAUCUGCGCGGUUCCCCCUCCCGCGGUUCCCCCUCCCGCGCGUCCUCCGCCGCGCACAGCCCCGCGCCUGGGCUCCCCAUGCGCGCGUCCGCCGCUGGCGCACGCGCAGCAGCUGCUGCUGCAGCCGCGCGCGCAGCAGGCGCUGGCGCGUCUGGCAGGGGAGUGGGCGGAACCGGGGGGCGGAAUCGCGCAGGAGGAGCUACAGGAAGCGAUUCUAUUGGUUGGGAGAGCAGAGGAGGAGGGAGCGUGGGGGGAAGUGAGGAGGAAGGGAGUGUGUUUUUCGAGUCGACUCCAAAAUCAGCUCUUUUCUCGGAGAAUCAGGAGGAGGGGAUUAGUGGUGGUAACCAGGGUAGUUGUGCUAAUCCGUUUGCUGAAAUGCCCUCCGUCCCCUUCACAAGCACCAACCCGUUCCUGUGCAGCAGCGACUCGUUUGGAGACGAGCCUGGCAAGGGCAGCAGUGGGGGAUACGGUGCUGGCUGCUUUGGCGAAGUGGAAAGCGAAGUUGCUGGUUACCCUGUUAUGCUACCUCACAUUGACACUCCUGGAAUCGUCAACACGAAUCCGUUCGCAGCAGCAGCUGCAGCAGAGGCCGAGGAGGAGCAUACGUGGCAGGCGCAACUGGGGCAGGUGCUACCUGGGCAGGUGGUAUCUGGGCAGGUCGUAUCUGGGCAGGUCGUAUCUGGGCAGGUCAUAUCUGGGCAGGUCGUAUCUGGGCAGGUCGUCUCUGGGCAGGUUUCGGGUGCUAGUGCAAACGUCAGCAGCAAGACUCUACCACCGUCCCUCUGGCCUGCAUACCCUGCGUCCCCAUCCUCCCCCUCUCCUGUGUCCCGCCCUUCCCAGUCCCCUCCCCCUGUCCCUUCCGCCGCCCCUUCCCCUGCCCCUGCCCCUGCCCCUGCCCCUGCCCCUGCCCCUGCCCCUACAGUUGCCCCUACUCCUGCCCCUCCUUCUGCCCCUGCCCUGGCCUUUGUCCCUGCCCCUCCUCCUGCCCCUUGCCCUGCUCCUGCCACUUCCCCCGCCCUCUCCUGUGCUACUGUCACUGCUCCCACUUCUAUUGGCGCUUCCUCUAUAGUCACAAUCGCAGUUUCAGCCGAUCCUAAGAUUCCUGCAGUUGCAGGUGUGGAGAGCGGUGAAGGGAAAGACGAGAGCACUUCAGAGUCGACUCACAGGGAAGGAGAGAGCAGGGCGACGAGUGAGGGGCAGCAGGGGGCGGGCAGUGCAAGGGAAGACGAAAGGACUUUGGAGUCGACUCAAAGGGAAGGAGAGGGCAGGGCGAUGAAUGAGGGGCAGCAGGGGCCGGGCAGUGCAGGGAAGAAGCGAGUGCGGUUCAGAGCGGUGGGUGCAGAGGGGGAUGAGCCAGAGGAGGGUGGAAACCAAGCAAGGGAAGACGAUCACGCCAUGGGAGAAUCGCCCAGUGGUAACCAGACAGGGGCAUGUAACCAGACGAAAGGUGGUAACCAUCAGAGGGCUGGUUCGCCUGGGCGGGUGGGGACUGCACCCCUGGGUCUAUCGCAGCGCAUAUGCUGGGUGCCCGCUUCUAAAACUGCUGAUUCAGAUCGUGAGUCACCGGACCAGACACCGGUCUUGGGUCAACGAGUUGGUCCGGAGCAGGGGCGUCCUGAUGCUGCUGCGGUGGCUGCCGUGGCCGGGCAGGUUGCUGGUCGUCAAGAGAAGGAAGGGGAGGGAGGGACGGCAGAUGGAGAGGCGGCGGGAGGGGCGGCAGCGGGAGCAGCAGCACGGGUAGCAGCAAAGGCAGCUAUGGCUGCUAGGGGUAUCACUGGUGGUACUGCGGUCAGGAGUGGUACCAGCUGUGUUUCAGUCGAAAGCAGUGGUGGGAAGGAGGAGGCAAGAGGAGGGAAGGGCGAUGGUGGUGGUGGUGGGAGUUUGGAGAGAAGCAAUAGCAGCAACAGCAAGGGCAGCAGUAGAGGUGGGAGGGUGUGGGGGGGGAUGGGGAGGAGGGGGUAUGAGGUCGGGGGUUUGGAGGUGUGUGGGAGUGAUGGGGAUGAGGAGGAUGGGGGGGGACAGGCGAGGACAGGUGCAGAGGAGUGGGAGAAGGAAGGGAGUGUGAUAGGGGAGGGGAGUGUGGUGGGGGAGGGGAGUGUGAUGGGAGAAGAGAGUGUUGUUGGCGAGGGGAGGGUUUUUUGGGAGGGGAGUGUCGUGGAGAAAGAGGAGAGAGUGGAUGUGGUGUGUGAAAGGGUGGGAGGAGCGGAGGGAGGAAAAUGGAAGGAUGAGGUAGGGGGUGGAGGAAAGAUGGAAAUAGUACCAACCGGGCCUGGAGAGAGAGUGGUGAAAAGUGGGGUGGUUAAGGUGGAGGAGGGAAAAUCGAAGGGGAAUUUACCCCGAACGCCAUCCCCCCCUGCAGGGCCAAAGCCCAGUUUGUGUGGACGAGGAGGGAGAGGUGCUGCAGUGACCGGUGCCGGAGCAAGAGCAGGAGCAGGAGGAGGAGCAGUGGGAGCCGGAGCAGGAGGAGGAGCAGGAGGAGGAGCAGGAGGAGGAGCAGGAGGAGGAGCAGGAGGAGGAGCAGGAGAAGCAGGGGGGCGGAGUGGGCGGCGAGGGAAAGAGAACAGUGGAGAAGCUACUAUGGGCCAAGAAGAGGAUUCCAGGCCUGGAGAUGGGCUUGGGGAAGAGGACGGGUCUUACAGUGGGAGUGAACUAGAGGGAGGAAGUGCAUCAGAGGGAGGGAGUCCUCUAAAGGGAGGGAUAGCAUUAGGAGGAGCAGUAGAAGGAGGGAGCUCGCCAGGAGGAGGAAGGCCCCGUGUUCCCUCCCCUCCCACUGGUCCCCGCCCGAAAUCCCCCCUGGGGCAGCUGAACGCACGGAGGAAAGUGGCUCGCUCGCUCACAGUGGCGCUCAAUAAGAGCAUGUCCCUCCCCUCGCCAAAGGAGAGUGGCGGCGCGGAACGUGGCUCUGACAUUCGUUAUAUUGGAUCUUAG
This is a messenger RNA of Closterium sp. Naga37s-1, 5028 nucleotides long. The record is from the annotation of a GenBank genome assembly. NCBI's taxonomy places the organism in Eukaryota, Viridiplantae, Streptophyta, Zygnematophyceae, Desmidiales, Closteriaceae.